Lemur catta (Ring-tailed lemur) is the source of this 4454-nucleotide messenger RNA. RefSeq names its product golgi associated kinase 1B (gene GASK1B). The transcript has 5 exons. Gene Ontology annotation, cellular component: Golgi apparatus. The coding region runs from base 429 to 1988 and encodes 519 amino acids. NCBI's taxonomy places the organism in Eukaryota, Metazoa, Chordata, Mammalia, Primates, Lemuridae. The record is from RefSeq and is a predicted model, not a curated record.
AGUAGCCAGUUUACAAGUAACCAUUUUGCUUUGCAAUCGGUAGUUUUCAAGGGAGCUUUUAAAGCUGAACUGAAAUGUUUGAAAUGUGGAACACUCUUGACCAUGAAAUAUGUUCUACUUACAUGCCUCAGCCUUUAAAAGUUCUUUGCAUUAGAGUCAGGGAUUACAUUCUUCCUGGAGCCAAGCAUGGGGCCAGCUGUAAACGAGCCACAUUUCUCCUUGGGGAGGCUGCUAGUUUAAAAGGUUUGUUGUGGCGAGUGUCAGCAUUCCCAACUCCAUCACCAACCUUUUCUUUGCACCUCUACCCACGGAAGACCUCUUAGAUACCGAAGCAGACACGGCGGCUGAAGUCAGGAGACCAUGCAUCAUGUCAGCGGGAACCAACUGCACACUUUAAACUCUGUGCAACAUGUGGAUGCGGCAGAGAAAUGACCUGUCCAGACAAGCCGGGGCAACUCAUAAACUGGUUCAUCUGCUCCCUGUGCAUCCCGCGGGUACGUAAACUCUGGAGCAGCCGGCGUCCGAGGACCCGCAGGAACCUUCUGCUGGGCACGGCCUGCGCCAUCUACCUGGGCUUCCUAGUGAGCCAGGUGGGGAGGUCCUCCAUCCAGCACGGACAGGCGGCGGAAAAGGGGCCACACGGCAGCCGUGACGCCGCCGAGGUACCCUUCCCUGAGAUACCUCUGGAUGGUACCCUGGCCCCUCCCGAGUCCCAGGGCAAUGGGACCACCCUGCAGCCCAAUGUGGUGUACAUUACCUUACGCUCCAAGCGCAGCAAGCCUGCCAAUAUCCGAGGCACCGUGAAACCGAAGCGCAGGAAAAAGUACGCAGUGGCCUCUGCCGCCCCAGGACAGGCGGCCUUGGUCGGACCAUCCCUUCAGCCCCAGGAAGCUGCCAGGGCAGCUGAUGCUGCAGUGCCUGGGUUCGCCCGGGGAGGAAACCUGGCCAAGGUGGGAGAGCGACCCUGGAGGUUGGCGUGGGGUCCAGGAGUGCGCGCUGGGGGCUCAGACUUCCUGCAGCCCAAGGCCAAGGAGAGCAACAUUAGGAUCUACAGCGAGAGCGCCCCCUCCUGGCUGAGCAAAGAUGACAUCCGAAAAAUGAGGCUCUUGGCGGACAGCGAAGUGGCAGGCCUCGGGCAGGUGUCCUCUGAGAGCGGUGCCCGCCUGCUGGUGCUGGAGGGGAGCGCCCCUGGCUCCGCGCCCCGCUGCGGCCCCAGCCCCUGCGGGCUGCUCAGGCAGCCUCUGGACAUGAGUGAGGUGUUUGCCUUCCACCUGGACAGGAUCCUGGGGCUCAACAGGACCCUGCCGUCUGUGAGCAGAAAAUCAGAGUUCAUCCAAGAUGGCCGCCCAUGUCCCAUCAUUCUCUGGGAUGCAUCUUUAUCUCCAGCAAGUAAUGACACCCAUUCUUCUGUUAAGCUCACCUGGGGAACUUACCAGCAGUUGCUGAAACAGAAGUGCUGGCAGAAUGGCCGAGUACCCAAACCUGAGUGGGGUUGUACUGAAAUACAUCACCAUGAGUGGUCCAAGAUGGCACUCUUUGAUUUUUUGUUACAGAUUUAUAAUCGUUUAGAUACAAAUUGCUGUGGAUUCAGACCUCGAAAGGAAGAUGCCUGUGUACAGAAUGGAUUGAGGCCAAAAUGCAAUGACCAGGAUUCUGCAGCUCUGGCACACAUUGUCCAGCGAAAGCAUGACCCAAGGCACUUGGUCUUUAUAGACAAUAAAGGUUUCUUUGACAGAAGCGAAGAUAAUUUAAACUUCAAGUUGUUAGAAGGCAUCAAAGAGUUUCCCGAAUCUGCAGUUUCUGUUUUGAAGAGCCAGCACUUACGGCAGAAACUCCUUCAGUCUCUGUUUCUUGAUAAAGUUUAUUGGGAAAGUCAAGGAGGUAGACAAGGAAUUGAAAAGCUUAUUGAUGUAAUUGAGCAGAGAGCCAAAAUUCUCAUCACCUACAUCAAUGCCCAUGGGGCCAAAGUAUUACCGAUGAAUGAAUGACAAAAGGAUCUCCUGGCUAGAGUGCUCCAUAUAUUUAUGCAUUUGUGUUUUUGUUUCUAAAUCAAGUCCAUCAAUGUUAAGUCCUUUUAGGAAUGAGGCAGUGUAGAUGGACACAUAAAAUAAAUGAAUUUAACCAAGUAGGUAUUAUGGGCCUGAAUACUGUAUGCAGACUUAAAAAGGUUUUAAAAAACAUAACUGCUCAAGAAAUAUUUGUCUAUAUUUUUCUCUAACAUUAUGUUAUGUGAGUCUCAACAUCGGAUUACAGAAUAGUUCCAAUUAUUAUUCUAGCUAACUUUUAAAAACAUUUAUCAUGUCAUUUAAUAGAACAGUGUAAACAAGACGUACUGACUCCAUUAAUAAAUCAUAUAUUAUGCUAUUUGGACUGUUUUGACCAAAUAUUAAUUCUUCUGUUGCUGAUUAUUAAAACAGAGCAGUCCCCACACUACCCAGAGGCAAUUCUACAUUAGAAGACUGAGGCACAUGGUCUGGGAGAGCAUCAGAGCCUAUAAUACAUUUAAAUAGAAAUGCUGAUGUUUUUGCAAAAUAAUCAGUACCUUUUCUAUUAUAUCCAUAUAUAAUCAGCCAUUUAAGCAGCAAGAGUCGUAUUUUCCAUCACGUUUUAGAAAUGUAUUUUGUUGUCAGUACGAAAAUCAUCCACAUCUGACAAUUUACAUAUUGAAUAGUUUUGCUCCUUCAAUUUCAAUCCAAUUUAUUUCUAGUGCUUAGAAAUUAAACAAUUCUAAGGUGUGAAGUUACCUAUUUGAAAACGUACUCAUAGAGCAUCUUUUUAAAAUGGAUGUUCUUUUGUUAAAAAUGUUGUCAUUUUUACAAAGAACAUACUAUAAUUUCUGUAUAUUUUAUUUAUACUAGUAGAUUUCUUAAAAUUUAUUCUAUGUAAUUAUAUUUAAUCUGAUUUAAUUCAUAUUGCCCAGAUAUUGAAUGUGUUCAGAUAUAUUGUCUGGCUUAUUCCAAUGAGAAAUAUGAACAAAAUAAAACCUGACUCCGAUUAAUUGUCCUCAAUAAAAGCACAUGACUAGAGCUAAAACAAUGAACUUGGACAAUAUUAAGCCUCAGAUAAUUCUCCCCAAACUCCCUCUGCCACUUUUUAAAUUAGGUUGGAAGGACAAUAUUCCAGAUCAUCAUGUAUGAUAGAUAUUCACCUAUAGGUUUCAAAUUUAGAACAAAUUACCAUUACGUUCCUACCCUUACAUGCCCUACUCCUUACUUAAAAGCUCACUUAGUGACUUUUUCAUUUCCUGAAAAUUUAAAAAUACAAUUUAAGAAUGUUUAUAAUACAUUCUAUACUGUCGUUUCUCAGAUCUGUCUGUUAUUGCUGAAGUGCACCACAUUUUCUGUGUUCUGAUCAAGGGUAACUCAGUAUCAAUGUGAAUGAGAACUAUUAACGACAUUACAAUAGAGGCUAGAUUUUAACCAAGAGAACAUAUUUAUAGAUUCUAAUUUAGACAAGUGUGUACAGAGCAAAAUGUCAAAAUAACAUGUUACAUACAAGAGAAGAUGGAGGAGAGAGAUCAUUUAAUUAUAACUUUUCUAGGCUCACAUUCAACUACUACUUUUAGUAUCCUUAUUUGCUGCACUUGCCCUUGAAUAGCUGAUCUUUGGACCAUCCUCCUCUUCAAUUUCCCUUUGUAGGCCUGAGUGCCUCCCUCUAUUCUCACAAAUUUAUGGUACUCAUUGGCUCUCCUAAGUUUCCACUUUACUUGCUCUCUCUGGGCUUUUUAAUAUCUCUUUUUCUCUCAUAAAUCAUUCUCUUAAUAAAAAUUGGCCUAAUAAAAGUUUGGAGGCUGGAGUUCUACUUUGAGCCACGACUUGAAAUAACUCUUUUGGCAAGUUGCCUAACACCUUGUCUUAUCAAGAUGGCGUAUUGACAUUUUAACUUGUUUUUUGUAAAAUUUACCAUCUCAAUCAAAAUAUGUGGCACUGAUGGUGGAAUUUACAGGCUUUCAGAAAGUAGCUUUAGUUUUGUAUCUCAAGCUACACGGCUUUGGGGCAGCCCAGUUGUCCCAUGUGUGGGUCUUUGUUUAUUUGCCUCCAGUUAUUCCAGAAUGCUUAAUAAUAAAUGAAAGGUCCAGGAACACAGGUUUAUUUUAGUCACCUUUGCUUUUUAACAAUGUAUUUUGUUUUGUAACCAAUGAAUAAUUCAUGACUGAUUAUUUUUGACUAAUGGAUAGCUGAAGGCCAGGCUUUUAAUUCUAAUAAGUAAUGUUCUUUUCUCUUAUGGAAACGAGAAUACUCCGUGCAUUUCAAAUGCGCUCACAUUAUGCUGUGGUUUUGUUCAUAUAAGCGCAGUAUGUGGUUUAUUUAUAACUUGAUAACAAAUUUAAAAUAUAAUAAUUUACUUUAGCAGACAUGCAAAAGCUUAAUCUUGUGUGACUUAUUUUCUUUAAGCUAAUGAUACAAAAAUAAAUCUGUAUCUUUAAAAUCUGUAAUAAAACAUUAGAAAUUAAA